AUGGGUGUCGGCCAGUUAUUCAGCGACUCGACUCUCGCCAAGUAUGUCAAGUCCAUACGGGAGUCGCCUCGCGAAGUCAUCUUCAACCGCAGGUUGCUGCUCACUACGGCCGUGUAUGCAAUGUCCGGCAUGUGCAUUACAUGGGAUCAGGGCUCAAGCUCCGUCGUUCCCUCGCUCCCGGGUUUCUCGUCGGCGUUUGGCAUUGCGUCGGCCACGAACCCCAAGGAGGUGACCAACUUCAUUUCGUUCGUCUACCUCACUGCCGGUGUUGGUUCUGGCAUCUCGUUCUUCAUCAAUGAUCGCAUCGGUCGCUUGUGGUCGCUCCGUCUAUACUUUGCCGUUUGGAUUGUCGGCCAACUCAUCGCCACCUUUGCAAAUGGACACCUCGGCGUCCUCUAUACUGCCCGAUUUAUUUCUGGCCUCGGAAUCGGACCUCUUACCGUCACUGGACCCAUGUCUAUUGUCGAAAUCGCACCGACCGAAAUUCGCGGCCUUCUGACUGUUUGGUUCAGCGUCGUGAUGCUGCUCAGCUUGACUGUCAGCACUCUCACCGUCUACGCUUGCUUCCUGCACGUCGCCGCCUCGCGUUUGCAGUAUCAGAUCGUCUUCUUCACACCGACAAUCAUCUGUGCUCUUAUUAUUAUCGCCAGUUUCUUCGUCUACGAAUCCCCAAGAUGGCUCAUGCUCGUCGGCCGGGAGGAAGAAGCCACGGAAACGUUGGUGGCUCUUCGCGGCCUGCCCCGGGACCACCCUCGUGUCGCUAGCGAGCUCUCAGACAUUCGGCUUCAAAUUGAGGGAGAACAUUCCAAGUAUGGAGCUAAUGGGGGUAUCAAAUCUGUCUUCAGGGAAACCUUCAUGGUACCAGCAAACCUCCGCCGCGUCCAGCAGUCUUGCGUCUCAUAUGCCUUGGCUCAGCUGUCAGGCGCCAACUCCGUGACGAGCUAUCUUGUGCCGAUUUUGUCUUUGAUGGGCCUCGGGGGAAACACCGAUCGCAAUCUCUUCUUGUCCAGCAUGUAUUCCAUGUCCAAGUUCUUUUACACCUUGAUUGCAUCAUUCUUCUUCAUCGAUGCUCUGGGCCGUCGCAAGUCUCUCUUCACCGGAAUUACUAUCCAGAUGAUUUCGGAUACCUACAUUGGAGUUUAUCUCAAAUACAAGCAAGCCGGCCCGGUCUCGGAUGCAGCAUCACAGGCCGCGGUAGCCGCCAUUUUCAUUCACGGCUUCGGCUAUGCAGUUGGUCUGCUGGUCUUGCCUUAUGUCUUCAGUGCCGAAUUGUGGCCGAAUAGCAUUCGAUCCUUUGGCUCUGCCUUGACCCAGACGUUCCACUGGCUGUUCUAUUUCGGCCUCAACAGAGCGACCCCCAGCAUCCUCGAGAGCAUGGAUAAUUGGGGCGCAUUCAUCUUCUUCGCUGCCUGGUGCUUUAUCUCUCUCAUUUACGUCUUCUUGGCAGUACCUGAGACCGCAGGAUUGCCCGUGGAGCACUUGGACGCGCUCUUUGAGGGUCCGUGGUGGCAGAUUCGCAGCACAGCCAAGAAGCAUCGCAAAACUAUCACCGCCCGAGAACUUGACGCCGAAGAUGGCAGCAUUGAUCGAGAUGUCGUCAAAGCGAAGGGAAUUGACAGCAUCUGA
This is a messenger RNA of Ilyonectria robusta, 1626 nucleotides long. RefSeq names its product general substrate transporter. Gene Ontology annotation, biological process: carbohydrate transport; transmembrane transport. Bases 1 to 1626 code for a protein of 541 amino acids. NCBI's taxonomy places the organism in Eukaryota, Fungi, Ascomycota, Sordariomycetes, Hypocreales, Nectriaceae. The transcript has 4 exons. Gene Ontology annotation, molecular function: carbohydrate:proton symporter activity. Gene Ontology annotation, cellular component: membrane. The record is from RefSeq and is a predicted model, not a curated record.